AGCUAGCUUGCACGGGUGGAAUAGAGCCACCUGUCUAAUCACCUCAGCCUCCUUGAUUGCCACACAGUCUGUCAUCCCGUCCUACGGAGCUGCGGCCGUGUGCAGACAGCAGUGGUCCUGUGCAGGCUGAGGGACGAUGUGCGCUUUACGCUGGUCCAGGGUCAAACGCGCUCUCUGAGAUGCCCGCAAAGCCGCCUUUCACCGAACGAAAGCGAGCCUGUGGUGGCUUUUGCUCUGAUCUGUGAGCAUCUCCGAGGUACUCAUCCUUUUACAUUUUGGAUUUUCUGCUGCUGAGGUUAAGAAGACUGUCAUGACUGGAGCUGAGACUGAUGAUGAUAUUCCCUUAGGGGAACGAAAAACUGUCACUGAUUUCUGCUAUCUCCUGGACAAAUCCAAACAACUCUUCAAUGGCUUGAGAGACCUUCCUCAGUAUGGACACAAGCAGUGGCAGUCGUACUUUGGGCGGACCUUUGAUGUCUAUACAAAGUUGUGGAAAUUUCAGCAACAGCAUAGACAGGUUUUGGACACGCGUUAUGGGUUAAAAAGAUGGCAAAUUGGAGAAGUUGCAUCUAAAAUAGGGCAGCUGUACUACCACUAUUACCUUCGUACCUCAGAAACAAGUUACCUGAAUGAGGCCUUUUCAUUUUACUCAGCCAUACGACAGCGGUCCUACUAUUAUCAAGUAAACAAAGAGGGCAGGCCAGAAUUGGUAGUGAAAAAGCUGCGUUACUACGCCCGUUACAUUGUUGUGUGUUUAUUGCUGAACAAAAUGGACCUCGUGAAAAUUUUGGUGAAGGAACUAUCUGAUGAAAUUGAGGAUUACACGCAACGGUUCAAUACAGAGGAUCAACUCGAGUGGAACUUGGUGCUACAAGAAGUUGCCGCUUUUAUAGAGGCUGACCCAGUUGUGAUACUGAAUGACAACAAUUCUGUUAUUGUCACCAGCAAUCGACUGCAAGAAGGAGGGGUGCCACCCCUAGAACAAGGCAUGGUGGUUGGGCAGCUCGUCCUGGCCGAUGCACUAAUCAUCGGCAACUGUAACAAUCAGGUCAAAUUUAGUGAGUUAACCAUCGAUAUGUUUCGGAUGCUUCAAGCUUUGGAAAGGGAGCCUGUAAAUUUAGCAACGCAAACCUCAAAACAGGGAACACUGGAGCCGAUUGAAAAACCUGCAAAAAGAGAGAACCCUCAUAAAUAUCUUCUGUACAAACCAACAUUUAGCCAGCUGUUUACUUUCCUGUCUGCUUCUUUUAAGGAGUUGCCUGCAAACAGUGUUCUGCUGAUUUAUCUUUCUGCCACUGGAGUCUUCCCUGCUGGUCAUUCCGUUUAUGAAGGACCUUUUGAUUUUGGAGGAGUUCUCACAAACACGAAUCGAGAUGUGGUCAAUGGAGAGACAAUGCAAAAAAGAAAUCAAGCUCAAAAAGAAAUGCACUGUCUUCAUCCGGGAGACUUGUUUCCUUUUACUCGUAAGCCUCUUUUUGUCAUUGUUGAUUCUUCCAACAGUGCAGCCUACAAGAAUUUCACAAAUAUGUUUGGCCAACCAUUGGUGUGCCUGUUAUCACCUACUGUGUAUCCUAAAAGUGUCCAAGAUCAGUCUCAGCGUGGGAGUCUGUUCACACUGUUCCUCUACAGCCCACUUCUGGCCUUCUCCUCAGUGUGUGGCCUGAACAGUGUGCGCCAAGAGCUGUGGGAGCGGGCGCAAGAAUUCCUCUGUAAGGUGUAUCGUGACAUUGGACAGCUGAUCACCCGAUCAAGAUCUAUAGAUCAAGCCUUUUUGCAGUUCUUUGGUGAUGAGUUCCUUCGACUGCUUCUUAUCCGCUUUGUGUUUUGCUCAGCCGCAUUGAGACUACAUAAACUCUUCCGGGAGUGUAGGAGCUUCCCAGAAUCCUACCCAGAGCUGCCUAGACAGGAGACAGUGGAGAGCAGCCUACUACAGAAGCAUAUAAUAGAGCUGGCUACAAUGCUGGAAGUGCAAAACUUAUUUUGGGAUGAUGGUUUAGAAACCUACUAAUGUUGGGCUGUCAUAUAAAACAUUGACACACUAAUUCAGAGCCCAGGUGUGUUUUACACUAUUCCACUUUGUCUUUAAAGUAAGUACCGUGCCACAUUCAACCCAUAGAUGAGUCAGAAAGUUCAGUGUAAAUUUUCCCAUUUUGAUAUCACUUGCUUUAGCAGUACAGGCUAAAUAAAAGUUCCAAUAUUGUUCAAAUGAAGGAUAACAGCAGCUUGUCAUUGGAUUUAUGUUUGAUAGAAAAUAACAGUUAUAUUUAAUGUUUUCUGAGAUAUAAAGAUGAUGAGCUUUACACAUUAGUGCAAAGGCAAGUUUCUGUGGUGCUAUCAUAACUAAAAUCACAUAAGGUUAACAUCUACCUAUUUGUAAUAGGUAAAAAAAAAAACAUUAUAUGUUUGCAUCUGCCAACCAGUGCUUGCUGUAAAACAGCUUAAAUGUAGCAGACUAAGAUGCAUGAGGUUUAACCUGUGUGGUAUGUUGCUUGUUGCUGCACAUUUCAUCGAUGUAUUCAUUUCACAAUGUCAGUUAAUACUUCUACUUGAAAAAAAUCUGAAUAGUUUUUAUGUCACUGUGGUGUAUAUUUGCAUGCCAGAUUUAUUUGUUAAUACCAUUCUUGUAGGGCCCAAAAGGCAGGUACACAAGGGUAAUGACCUGUUAAAAGAAACACAGACAGGAAAAGCACAUAAUAUUUGAGAGGUUGCAUGGACUGACAUUAAAUUUACUAAUUAGGACUUAUAGUAUUUUGACGUAGAUGAUUUACUCCAUUGGUAUGUUGUUCUCAUAUCACCUGAUGGCUGCAAAUUAGAGAGGCUGGCCUGUUUUGGGAUCUUUAAUCCUGCUUUCUCUCAACUGACAGUGUAGUCUAAACAUGACUGAGGCAUUAUUGUAAUCAGUAAUGCAGUAUAUCAGGCACGUUAUGUUUCCUCUGACAGCCUUCUGUUACACAAUGUCAAGCUGCUGAAAACAAGUCGAGGGAAGUACAGUUGCUGUCAACUGAGUAUAAAUGCAUUUUAGCUGUAUCAGGUAACUAUUGAACAAUUACAAGAUACUAUCACAUUUUUAUGACAAAUACCUGAAAAUGUGACAAGGCUGACAUUUAUUUAUAUUUAUGUGGGAGUAGACUACUAACUUUGUUAUCUAAAGUUAGACAAAGCACAAUCUUUCCAUUUACUAUUUAAUUUUUCUCUGUAGAUAUGAAUAGCGGUCCAGCAUCUUCCGAAGUGCUUUACUGUUACUUUACAUUUUUGCGGACCUAAAGUUUUAAAUGUCUGUGUAAUCCCUCAAUCGUCCAGGUAUAAUCCAUAGUAAAAGCAAAUGUCAAUUCUGUCAAUGGGGCAAAAGGUUUUUUGAGUGAAGAUGUUUUGCAGCUCAUCCAAGUCGCUUGGCAUCAACUCCUCCCUUCAGAUACAAGGCAGUGUCCUUCAGCAAUCUGACCGGAAUUGAAGAAGCAGCCUGGAUGAGCAGUGAAACGUCUUCACUCAAGAACUUUUGUCCCGUUGACAGAACUGAAGUUUUCUUUUACUAGGUUUUAAAUGUAUUAUGUCUACUCAAUGGAAGAGACACUUUAUGAGAACAAAAGGUCAUAUAUUUAGCCAUGUGUUCAAAUCUCAAAUCAUUGGUAGUCAAGGAGUGAAAAAUGUGCUGCUUACCAAAUGUGUUAAAUAGAUUAAAUGAAGCGAAAGACAACUUACACAAAAUUAAUAUUGUAGACUCUUUGGGUUAAAAUGGCACUGCUAGUCUCAAUUCCUUUCAUUGUGAUAACUCAACAUAUGUUAGUGAGACCAAAUUGUUUGCUACAGUAAUUAUGUUUCCUAUAUUGGAACGAUCCAGGGGGACAGCCUUUUGGGAGGCUGGCAUUGGCUGACACUGUAAUGUUGAACCAGCUGAUCAUUAACUGCCUGUUGACCAAACCAAUGCAGUUUGAGGAUGUAGCAAAGUCUCAAGGACCUGAUAAUUGAACACUGUUACAGUGUUUACAAUAUUAAUUGAUUUAUUUGAUUAUAUGUGCAGAUGAUGUUAAGUGAUGUAAUGACAGGGAUAUUGUUUGUCUUGUAUUCAGUGUAAGGAAAAAAAUGAAUGAGCAACCCAAUUGUUUGUGGCCAGUUUGAUAUUGGCCUUUUAAAAAUGUUACAUUCCAGCUCUUCAAGGACUUAAAGAGAGACAGUAGACUGUAUCUACUGUCUCUCGCUUUUCUCCAUUUUCUGUCUGGAACACUGAGCCUUUUUUCUAUUUUAAUGUAAAUAUCAAUGUUCAUUGUUUGUUUGCUAGCAAGUUGGAUUACCGCAGCCUUGCACUUUAAUAUGACAUUUUUUGGUUUUGGUUGUGUUUGUACUGCCUGGGUAAAACAGUGAAAAAAAAAAACAAUUGUGUAUUGGCAUACUUUACACCACAUAACUGUUUAUUCAUUAUGUUUGCCUCCUCAACUGCGUAUAUUCAAAAACCAACUGUAGCAAUAACAUGUAUUGUGAGUCUGUUUUUAAGCAUUUAUUGAUAAGUAAACAUGGAAUUACUUUUUGUACAGGAGGCGUAAAUAUUAAGUAAACUCCUGCAUGAAAAAGUAUAGGCCUACAGUUUUGCUUUAAGUUUUAAUCUGAUACAUUAUACAAGUGCAAUCAGUUACUAAAGACCAUGCUUUCCACAUCUGUCCUUUGUGUGUGUGUUGAAAAUGUUUAAAGAUUUUAAUGUCCAACAUUUUGCAUCUACUAAAUAUCAGUUGUUUAAUGUAUAAAUGUGUAUUUUUUUAUUCCAUGAAGCAUUC
This is a messenger RNA of Periophthalmus magnuspinnatus, 4766 nucleotides long. RefSeq names its product suppressor of cancer cell invasion (gene scai). The record is from RefSeq and is a predicted model, not a curated record. The coding region runs from base 311 to 2008 and encodes 565 amino acids. Gene Ontology annotation, cellular component: nucleus. Lineage: Eukaryota; Metazoa; Chordata; Actinopteri; Gobiiformes; Gobiidae. Gene Ontology annotation, biological process: DNA-templated transcription. Gene Ontology annotation, molecular function: transcription corepressor activity. The transcript has 17 exons.